Molecule: messenger RNA, 2117 nt
Organism: Otolemur garnettii (small-eared galago)
Lineage: Eukaryota; Metazoa; Chordata; Mammalia; Primates; Galagidae
Gene: IL12RB1
Product: interleukin 12 receptor subunit beta 1
Exons: 17
Coding region: 68-2110 (680 amino acids)
Cellular component (GO): membrane
Molecular function (GO): cytokine receptor activity; protein binding
Source: RefSeq, a predicted model, not a curated record
CGGGGCAGCUGGGACUCGCCAGUGGCGCAGAGGCUCCCCUGGGACUGCAGGCCUCCACGUGGACACAAUGGGGGGGCCUGUGACAAGGCUCUCCUUCCUCUUUCUCCUGCUGUCCAGGCAAAGUGCUGCCUGUGGGACAAAUGAGUGCUGUUUCCAGGACCCACCAUAUCUGGACGCACACUCAGGUUCAGCUUUGGGCCCCAGGAACCUGAGCUGCUAUCGGAUAUCUUCUAGCGCCACUUAUGAGUGUUCCUGGCAGUAUGAGGGCCCCACGGCUGGGGUCAGACACUUCCUGAUGUGCUGCCUAAGUCCCGGGCACUGCUGCUACUUUACCGCGGGCGCAGACACCAGCCGGCAGUUCUCUGACCAGGAUGGGGUGUCUGUGCUGUAUAAUGUCACAUUUUGGGUGGAAUCCCGGGUCGCGAACCGGACAGAGAAGUCACCUGAGAUCACCCUGCAGCUCCACAGCUCAGUUAAAUAUGACCCUCCUGGGAAAGACAUCAAAGUGUCCAAGUCAUCGGGACAGCUGCUGAUGGAGUGGGAGACCCCAGCCCACCAGGAUAAUGCCAAAGUACAAUUCCGGUACCGGACAGCCAACGGCCCGUGGAAGUUGGGCGACUGUAAACCCCAAAAUGAUACGGAGUCCUGUGUCUGCCCCCUGGAGAUGGAGGUGGCCAGGGAAUUUCAGCUACGAAGAAGAAGACGAAGAGAGCACCCCCGGCUGGGGGUCCUGGAAGUUCCCUGGAGCAGCUGGAGCAGUCCUGUGUGCAUCCCCCCUGAACCACCCCCACAGCCAGAGGCGAGGUUAUCAGUGGAGCAGCUUGGCCAGAAUGGGAAGAGGAAGCUCACCCUGGACUGGCAGCCCAAACAGCAUGAGCUACCAGAAGGCUGCCAAGGGCCUGUGUCUGAUGCAGUGGUGACCUAUCGAGUGUACCUGCACAUGCUGUCCUGCUCUUGUAAAGCCACAGCCACCAGGACCCUACGCCUGGGAAAAAACAUCUCUCUCUCGGGUGCUGCCUACAAUGUGACAGUUGUCUCCAAGAAUCUAUUCGGGUUUGGCCUGAACCAGACAUGGCACAUUCCUGCCUACAACCACACAGAGUUAGUGGCUCUGAAUAUCAGUGUUGAAGCCAACGGGACUACCAUGUAUUGGCCAGCCCAGGGUCAGGGAACAACAUAUUGCAUUGAGUGGCAGCCCCAGGGCCAGGAUGCGAGCCUCAGCACCUGCACCUUGACUACCCCCCAGGCCCAGGAUCCAGCUAGAAUGGCAACCCACAGCUGGAGCCAAGAAUCUGGGGCGAUGGGGCAGGAGGAGUGUUACCGGAUCAUGAUCUUUGCCUCUGCACACCCAGAUAAGGCCACUUCAUGGUCCACAGUCCUGUCCACUUACUACUUUGGGGGCAAUGUCUCAAAGGCCGGGACCCCACAUCACAUCUCGGUGAAGAAUUACAGCCUGGACUCUGUGUCUGUGGACUGGACACCAUCCCUGCUGAGCGCCUGUCCUGGCAUCCUGAAGGAGUAUGUUGUACGCUGCCGAGAUGAAGACAGCAACCAGGUGUGGGAGCAGCUGGUGAAGCCUACAGAGUCCCAAGUCACACUCCGUGGCCUGCGGGCUGGCACAGCCUACACGGUCCAGGUGCGAGCAGACACAGCAUGGAUCAGGGGUGCCUGGAGCCAGCCCCAGCGCUUCAGCAUCGAAGUCCAGGUGUCUGAUUUGUUCAUCCUUCUUGCAUCUCUGGGGAGUUUCGUGAGCAUCCUCAUCCUGGGCAUCCUUGGCUACCUUGGCCUGAACAGGGCUGCCCAGCACCUGUGCCCACUCUUGCCCACACCCUGUGCCAGCUCUGCCAUUGAGUUCCCCAGCAGCCAGGGGAAGCAGACUUGGCAGUGGAUCAACCCCGCCGACUUCCAGGAAGAUGUGUCCCUACAAGAGGCCCUGGUGGUGGAGAUGUCCUGGGACAAAGGCAAGGGGACUGAGCCUCUCAAGGAGAAGACAGAGCUGCACUGCGGUGCUCCUAAGCUGACCCUGGACACAGAGCUGUCCUUGGAAGAUGGAGACAGACACCUCUACCCAUCCUCUCCUCACCCAGCCUCUCUCACUGGCCGGCCCUGAACCCCCA